Molecule: messenger RNA, 1425 nt
Organism: Fusarium odoratissimum NRRL 54006
Lineage: Eukaryota; Fungi; Ascomycota; Sordariomycetes; Hypocreales; Nectriaceae
Exons: 3
Coding region: 1-1425 (474 amino acids)
Source: RefSeq, a predicted model, not a curated record
AUGGCCUUUGAUACAUCCCAAAGCCAAGUCGACUUCUGGCUCGAUAACUUACCACAUGAUACCGCUGCGUUUCCCUCUCUAGACCUCAAGCGCCGACGAUCAUCCGAGCAUAGCGAAUCGCGCAAACGACGUCAUCCAAUUUCUCCUCCAAGAUCGGGCGCAGGACAUUCUUCUCCAUCGCCUGAGCCCGAUCUCAUGCUUCCCUCGACACCGAACAAGUCUUUAGUAAAGCGGCCCUCGGACGAAGCAAAUACCGAUAAGGACGAAACACCACGAGCUAGUACAAGAAGUGAGAGAGGGCCAAUAAGCAAUGCACCUGAUUUUAAAGCUCGAAGCCAAAGUACAAGCCAGAGCGAUACUUGCUCGCGCGGUAGCAAACGAUCGAAACGGUCUCAAUCACCAACGAAAAACUUCCCCUUGUAUGGUCCCGAAGGACGCCGUCUUGUCAGAGCCUCGCUUGGCUUUACGAACGCACUUACGCUACCUCAAGCUCUACGACAACUUAUUGGUGAGAUGAGAUGCGUGUCGGCGAAGAAUGGAAUUAUGCCGCAGAGGUUCAAGACAGAGUUGGAGAAGCUUCCUGAGGUGGAAUGUUUCAUGGAACCAUUGUUUGAUUACAUGUUCUAUGAUGACGAGAUAGGCGCUGAAAGUGAAAGACUGGUAAAACGGGCUGGUGCAGAGGAGUUGGUCCGCAGGGCUUCUCGUAUCGCUGAACGGUCUAGUGACUGUGCCAGCAUGCUAAGCGACGAGGCAGCUUGGAAUGGCCUGGUGCAUACGCCGUUGCUGGAGAUGCUGGUUUCUGAUAUGAGAGAUGCACCGGAACAUAAGAUCUUGGACUUCAUGCCAUGUACCACGACCAAUAUCGACUUGCCAUAUCACAGGUUUGCUGAAAGCGCAAGUCGUGUUGACUAUAUAUUUCGAUUCCAUCCUAAACACGACAUUGCCAUCUUGACUGGGAAUGCACCACUGCCAUCGCAACAAGAGCCACAGCAAAUACAACCAGAGACCGCGCCAUGUUGCAACUGGACAUCUGACAGGAUGCUACAACAGUACCCUUUAGGCAUCUCCAUCGAAACUAAGCGUCACGGCGGCGACAUAGCUAAAGGUGAACAGCAGCUCGCCAUCUGGCACGCAGCCCAAUGGGAGUUCCUUCGCUCACGCGCUGGUCCUUCUGCCGUCGGUGAACUUGGUUUUCUUCCCGGUAUAGUGGUACAAGGUCACUCUUGGUCACUUGUCAUCACGACCUGGAAUCAAGCUAUAACGACGGUACUACCGAAUGUGGAAUUUGGAAGGACGGAUUCGACUGUUGGUGUGCUUCAGGUCAUCGCUGGGUUACGGAAAUUGAGGGCUUGGUCGAUGGAUACGCUUUGGCCAUGGUAUAAAAGGAAUUUGCCUGAGCUAAGGAACUCGACUGCUGACAACUAA